Molecule: messenger RNA, 1196 nt
Organism: Lolium perenne
Lineage: Eukaryota; Viridiplantae; Streptophyta; Magnoliopsida; Poales; Poaceae
Product: MADS-box transcription factor 23
Biological process (GO): positive regulation of transcription by RNA polymerase II
Cellular component (GO): nucleus
Molecular function (GO): DNA-binding transcription factor activity; RNA polymerase II transcription regulatory region sequence-specific DNA binding; protein dimerization activity
Source: RefSeq, a predicted model, not a curated record
CCCUCAGGUAUCAGGUCACCAACUCACAUAUAGAGUUUCUCUCUCAACUCCCAUAUAGCCUCUCUCUCCCCCCCCAUCUAGUCUCUUACAAGUUACUACCAUCUACCAGCUUGCCGAUCAGCACAUACGUGAUGGUCCGCGGAAAGACGGUGAUCGAGAAGAUCGAAAGCACCACAAGCCGGCAGGUGACCUUCUCCAAGAGGAAGAGCGGGCUGUUCAAGAAAGCCAAGGAGCUGGGCAUUCUCUGCGAUGCCCAGGUAGGCGUCGUCCUCUUCUCCAACACCGGACGCCUCUACGAGUACUCCAACUCCAACUCCGGAACGAAAUCUAUAAUUGAAAGGUACCAGCAGGUUAAAGAGGGCCAGCAGUUCAUGAGUGCAAGCGACGAGGCUAAGUUUUGGCAAGCGGAGGGAGAGCGCCUACGGCAGCAACUACAUAACUUGCAGGAUAAUCAUAGGCAGUUGUUGGGACACAAUUUGUCUGGCUUAGGUUUAGAGGACUUAAAGGGUUUAGAAAGCCAGCUGGAAAUCAGCCUGCAUAACAUUCGGCUAACUAAGGACCAACUUAUGAUUGAUGAAAUUGAGAAGUCAAACAAGAAGGGAAUUCUUGUGCACCAGGAAAAUAUGGAGCUACACAAGAAACUAAACAUCAUUCGUCAUGAUUAUGUGGGUUUGCAAAAUAAGGUGCAUGAGUAUGACAGGUUAAUUGAGCAAACAGAAGUAAACGGGGGAAUUACAAGUUCAUCUACCAACUACAACUUUAUUGCUCCAGAGGAUGUGAACUCAUUUGACCUGAAACUUAGCCUGCCACAGCAUGCAGAAAGUGAUGAUGAUCAACCAGAAUCACCAACACUGGGACUUUGACUACCACAGAUUGAUUCAGACACACAUGCACCGACAUAAGUUUGUUGGAGUGCAAAUUAUGUGCAAAUCAAGUGCAUUUUGUUUUUCCAGUAAGUUCCCAUGAGUUGUACACAUGAACUAUGUGUUGUUAGUUGUGAGAUUUGCCAUUUUGUUCCAUGUGAUAUAUUUGUUGGGGCCAUUUUAUGAUUUUCGGAAAAAUGUAAUAUUUUUGUUCUUAGAUACCACUAUACUUGUGAGCUGUGAGGCUAUGACAAAAAAGCAACAAGAAAAUACUUGUUGAAUCUCAAAUGUAUGUACAAUUAUUCCAAGGAAUAAAAUCCAGAUAUCUCAGAA